This is a messenger RNA of Drosophila albomicans, 635 nucleotides long. It is a transcript of the gene Argp, whose product is annotated as low molecular weight phosphotyrosine protein phosphatase 1. Gene Ontology annotation, biological process: protein dephosphorylation. NCBI's taxonomy places the organism in Eukaryota, Metazoa, Arthropoda, Insecta, Diptera, Drosophilidae. Bases 81 to 554 code for a protein of 157 amino acids. Gene Ontology annotation, molecular function: protein tyrosine phosphatase activity. The record is from RefSeq and is a predicted model, not a curated record. The transcript has 4 exons.
AAAAUAUUCUAUUGUGGUGAAAUUCUGUUAGUGUACAAAAGUCGUUCUGGGAAAUAGAUUAAUUCAAUUGUUUGUCGACGAUGAAAGUAUUAUUUGUAUGCUUAGGAAACACUUGUCGCUCACCCAUGGCUGAAGCGAUUUUAAAGCAUCUUAUAAAUAAAAUGCAAUUGCAAGAUUGGCAAACAGACAGCGCUGGAUUGAGAGAUUGGAAUGUUGGCUAUGAGGCUCAGGGACGCGCUCAACACCUGUUGCAGCAACAUGGUCUAAAGACAAAACAUCUCAGCCGCAUAAUAACCGUGCAGGACUUUUAUGAAUAUGAUUAUAUAUUUGGCAUGGAUGAGAACAAUAUAUUGGAAUUGGAGCAAAUGGCCGAAAAGCUGCAACCACAGCCAAAAUGUCGUAUUAUGCUUUUGGGUAGCUUUAUCGGUCGCAAGGAAGAUGAAAUCAUCGAGGAUCCCUAUUUUAGUCGUGGAAUGGGAAGCUUCCAUGCAGCGUAUGCCCAGAUCCUGGAAAGUUGUCAGAACUUUGUGCAGCAACAUCGCAGUUUAAAUUAAACUAUUAACUUAUAUUUUUUAAUGAAAAAAACAAAAAUUUUAUUGUAUGAUUAAACACUUCGUAUCUGUUAAAAUCGCGCC